This is a messenger RNA of Brassica napus (rape), 702 nucleotides long. RefSeq names its product classical arabinogalactan protein 25. Bases 192 to 599 code for a protein of 135 amino acids. Lineage: Eukaryota; Viridiplantae; Streptophyta; Magnoliopsida; Brassicales; Brassicaceae. The record is from RefSeq and is a predicted model, not a curated record. The transcript has a single exon.
AAAGUUAUAAGACCUUGCUCUUUCCCUCCAGAAAAUAAAAUUAUUUUUUAUAAUUUUAAAGAGUAAAGCUUCUUUUAUAUAGAGACAUCAUCAUUACAACUCAAGAUGCACUCUGAUCAGCAAAUAGAGAGAGACAGAUCCAACAAAAAGAAAACUCAACUUUGAUUUUCAUCAUUUAAACCAAAAAAAGGAUGAUGAAGAAGAAGAUGGCUCCUUCCUCUUUUCUCAAUAAACUUCUCAUCAUCAUCCUCUUCAUCUCUCUCUCCUCUCUUUCUUCUCUCUCUUCCUCUCUACCUUCUACUCCAACCAUUUCUCCUCCCUUCCAAGAGCUUUCGCCGGAGAUCGCUCCUCUCCUCCCUUCACCAGGAGACGCUUUACCUUCCGGCGCCGGCGCCGGUACAAUCCCUUCUUCUCCAAGCCCUCCUGAUCCCGACACUAGCGACGGCUCCUCGUACCCUGACCCGGCUUUUGCUCCCUUCGCUUCUCCGCCGGUUUCUUCUCCUGCUCCACCGUCUCAUCCUCUCACCGGAGUUGUACUCCUCUUUCUCAUUGUCUCAUCCGCCUCGCUAUGGCUCUGUGGCGUUAUAGCACUACUAUAGUUCCACUUCAGUUAUACAUUAAACGAACGUUUUGGGUUUCACGUGUUUGUCCAAAUGUAUAUCAUUCUCGAAUAAACAAAAAAUAUAUAUAACAUUUUUCUUC